AAAAAUUCUUUUCAAGUGAAGAAAAAAGAUGAGGCGGCGGCGGUGGUGGCCGGAGGAAUGUUCAUAAAGGUGAGCAUGGACGGAGCUCCGUUUCUAAGGAAGGUUGAUCUCAAGAUCUAUGGAGGAUAUCCUGAGCUUCUUCAAGCUUUGGAGAUCAUGUUCAAAUUCUCUCUUGGGAAGUUUUGUGAGAGAGAAGGGUAUAACGAGUCGGAAUUCGUCCCGACUUAUGAAGAUAAAGAUGGCGAUUGGAUGCUC
Molecule: messenger RNA, 255 nt
Organism: Cucurbita pepo subsp. pepo (vegetable marrow)
Lineage: Eukaryota; Viridiplantae; Streptophyta; Magnoliopsida; Cucurbitales; Cucurbitaceae
Source: RefSeq, a predicted model, not a curated record